GGAAGUAUUUCAAGUAUGUCUUCACAGAAAGUGAGGGCGUGGCUGAGAGCGUGAGUUGUAAAGUCCCCAGAAUUACAUCACAUGGAGGUCAAAGGACAUCUGAUUACAUCCAUGGGUUUGGGGGCUCCUGAUGUUCAAGGCUGCCAGGAUGGCAAGCUGCAGGCUGAGAGGGUCGCAGCUCUGCAGGAGAGGAAGCAGGCCCUGGAGGCUCUCCUCAAUGCCAGAGUGGGGGAGCUCAAACAAGUGUGUUUGCAGGAAGCUGAGCUGACUGGGAAGUUGCCACGUGCUUUUCCAUUGGAAACGGGAGAGAAACCCCCACUGGUGCAGCGGAGAGCUGGCCUAGCGCCCAUCUCCAAGGCAGAGGAUGAGGCUGCCCAAAGAAAGCAGAUGAAAGCCAUCUUCACGGGUGCUCUAUACAGACACUCAGAGUCCGACCGAAAUGUUCCAAAUAGCAAAAGAACAGUCCAUCGGGGCUGUCACACAGAGGACACAGUCAUGUCAGAGAGUACCAGCUCCAUGUCAGAUUCAACAUCCCAUGACAAUGAGUCUUCACCCAGUGUGGCUGCUGACCAGCGAUCUCUGUCUCAGCCACGGCUCACUGCAGGCAGCCCUGAGCACAGACUCAGCAGGAAGCUAUCCCCAGUGGAGAUUUACUACGAGAUGAGGACACGGCGUAACUCUGUCACGAGCUCUGUUAGCCCAACUCAUUCUUUACCUAGAAGUGCUUCUAAUGUUGAAGGCAGAAGUGUUCCAGCAACUCCUAUGUUGGCUCGAACUGCUCCCAUCAGCGUUCACGUCAGGUCCGAUGCAUCGGGUGGUAAUGGGUUGAAGCAGUGGUCUGGAAGCCUGGAUGUGCCAUAUAUGAUCCCACUGGCUCCAGAAGGCUCUUCCUCUGACCGCCGCAGCUGCCCGUACAGCUCCCGAGCCAGACGCAGCAACAGCUCUGAGGCCCUGCUGGACAGAUCAAGCCUUCCAGACGACCCAGCCCCUAGAAACGGCAUGCCCCAGAGAGGAGGGCCCUACAAGAGUUCAGAGACACUGACGGAUGGAAAACUGCGGCACAUUCACUUGGGAAGCCCAGAGGGACAUGUGGACAGCUCUGUGGAGCAAGUCAAAAUGCGUCUGUCUGUGGGUGGCAGGGGAGCAAGUGGUGGCUACAAUGAACUUUUGAUGGACUAUAUCUGGGGAAAACAGCAGAGGAUGCAAGUACAGCAACAUCUGUAUCAGUCCACAGGCAGGAUCUGGCAAGACAUGUCCUCCCCUCGCUCCUCCACUGCAGCAGUGCCUCCCCAUGCCAAUGGAUUUUCCCAUUCCCAGGUUCACCUCCCUAGUGCUGCACCUCCUUACAGUCCCAUGGUCCUAAGAGGAUCCCAAGCUGAACUUCGCAGGGUCAAAGUCACCAGAACCAAAUCUUGUGGGCCCUUUAUUCCUUUGCAGCAACAUCCCCAAGAUGCAAUCCUACUAUCAGCGUAUGAGUCCCCCCUUCCUAUCUCUGGGACCACCACAUCAUCCAUUCCCAACCUGCACCCUUACCAGACAGAGUUAUCUGGUCCCUCCUUCAACCGCAGACCCCCACAGUUCUCACUUCCUACUCCAGAAGACUCAACAAGAAGCUUACAUAAAGCCCUGGCUCUGGAGGGACUUAGGGACUGGUAUCUGAGGAAUGCUCUUGGCUAUCCUACUGCUGCCUCAAAGGGCCAUGAGGCAGGGAUCUCACGUCUUUCACACCCCCACCCACUGGUGCACCAAGCCCAGUCUGUUCAAGGUGAACCAACCAACCUUCAAAGGCCUCAGAUACCCCAGUCAGCCAGUUUCCAUGGUCACCCACUGCAUGGAAGGUCAAUGGAGUUCUCUCUCUAUCAGGAUACUUCUGAGCCACAGAUGCAAGAGGUAACUCCAAAGGAACCCAGUGCUGACCCAGGCACCUUGGUCUGAAGCAGCAGACACACAUGCACACAUCAAUGCAUUGCAUAUGCAGAAACUCUGUC
Messenger RNA from Archocentrus centrarchus (flier cichlid), 1988 nucleotides. Its product is annotated as coiled-coil domain-containing protein 120-like. The record is from RefSeq and is a predicted model, not a curated record. Lineage: Eukaryota; Metazoa; Chordata; Actinopteri; Cichliformes; Cichlidae. Bases 82 to 1935 code for a protein of 617 amino acids. The transcript is spliced from 10 exons.